CGUCACUCCCAGCGGGGAUAAAGCGCCCCCGCCCGGGUCGGAGCCAGGACGCUGCCCGGCGCGGAGUGGCUGCCCCGCGCGGGGACACUCAGAGCCUGGUGGGCAGGAGGAAGGCGACAUGCCCCAGACGGUGGUCCUCCCGGGCCCUGCGCCCUGGGGCUUCAGGCUCUCAGGGGGCAUAGACUUCAACCAGCCUUUGGUCAUCACCAGGAUUACACCAGGAAGCAAGGCAGCAGCUGCCAACCUGUGUCCUGGAGAUGUCAUCCUGGCUAUUGACGGCUUUGGGACAGAGUCCAUGACUCACGCUGAUGCGCAGGACAGGAUUAAAGCAGCAGCUCACCAGCUGUGUCUCAAAAUUGACAGGGCAGAAACUCGCCUGUGGUCUCCACAGGUAUCUGAAGAUGGGAAAGCUCAUCCUUUCAAAAUCAACUUAGAAUCAGAACCACAGGAUGUGAACUACUUUGAACACAAGCACAAUAUUCGGCCCAAACCUUUCAUAAUCCCGGGUCGAAGCAGCGAGCCCACAGCCUCGGUGCCCCCCGAGUCGGACGUGUACCGGAUGCUCCACGACAAUCGGAAUGAGCCCACACAGCCUCGCCAGUCGGGCUCCUUCAGAGUGCUCCAGGGAAUGGUGGACGAUGGCUCUGAUGACCGUCCGGCUGGAACGCGGAGCGUGAGAGCUCCGGUGACGAAAGUCCAUGGCGGUUCAGGCGGGGCACAGAGGAUGCCGCUCUGUGACAAAUGUGGGAGUGGCAUAGUCGGUGCAGUGGUGAAGGCACGGGAUAAGUACCGGCACCCCGAGUGCUUCGUGUGUGCUGACUGCAACCUCAACCUCAAGCAAAAGGGCUACUUCUUCAUAGAAGGGGAGCUGUACUGCGAAACCCACGCAAGAGCCCGCACAAAGCCUCCAGAGGGCUACGACACCGUCACUCUGUAUCCCAAAGCUUAAGUCUCUGCAGGCGGGGCACGCACGCACGCACCCAUGCACACUUACACAGGAAGGCGCCCAUGGCUUUGGGCAGAAGGAUUGUGCAGAUUGUCAACUCCAAAUCUGAAGUCAAGGCUUUAGACCUUUAUCCUGUUGUUUAUUGAGGAAAAGGAAUGGGAGGCAAACGCCUGCUAUGUGACAAAAACAUACACUUCACUAUGUUUUGCAACUCUUUUUGUCUGGGGCUAGCAAUAAUGAUAUUUAAAGCAAUAAUUUUUUGUAUGUCAUACUCCACAAUUUACAUGUACAUUACAGCCAUCAAACAUGUAAACAUCAAGAAAUUUGAAAUCUAAUUGUCUUUCCUUGACAAGUUGAUUUUGCAAUUGUGGUAAAUACCAAAUAACAAUCUUGUAUUCUAACAUAAUCUGCAGUUGUCUGUUUCUGUUUUAACGAUUACAUUGCAUGUUAGGGAGAAAGUCCCUGAAUUUCUUUAGUUUUGUAUUCAAACAAUUAUGCCACUGGAUGCAACAAACAUAAUAAAUACAUAAAAGAUUUUAAAAAUACCUAAUGAGGUGGCAUUCAUUGAAUUCAAAUAAAAUCAACAUUUCAAUGAGAGAACCCAAUCAUAUUUUAACACGUACACUAAUAAAGAUUUUAAGAUAAAUGUGGUUUCUUCAGGUUUUAUAACUCAUUACUCUUAUGAGCACAAAAUUUCUGAUGAUAGGAGAAGCACUGAAACUUGGUAAUUCAGUCUCUUUCAAAUUAAAAGUUUCACUUGCUUCAACAGAGUCUCUUUCAAUUUAAAUAUCUCUUUCAGAUCAAUAGUCAGAUUGAAGGUUCAAAGUCCAUCAUGGCUGUUUCUCAGGCUCAAUGGUUCACCACCACCUCCUCUUCCCAAGAUGGCAUCUCCAGGAGGAAACAAUUUAGAGGACUUCCUAAGGAGGGCAGGGGGUGGUGGUCUCCUGGGGUCCUGCUUGUAUCCACUGUUGAAAUCCUUGGUUUCACUUGUGAUCUAUGGUCUGUUUUCUUGACAUAGUUGGGGCCAGGCAAUAAUCCCACCUCCACUACCACCUCCAAAACUCUCAGCUUUCCUGGAGUCAUGGAUCAUCUGUCUGAGCCAUGCACUCCGCCUGGCCCUGGAGCAGGCAGCCUACCUUGCAGGCUCUGCACCGUGUGACCUUGCCUCUCGCCCAGGGUGGCCACAGGGGAAUGCCCCUGACUUGCAUCUCUCACCUGCUUUCCAUGUUCCCCACUGGGGACAUACAGGAACUUCUGAAACUGCUCCCUCAGGUUCAAACCAUGGGGAACCAGCAGGGUGAAGACCCUCAGACCUUGUCAUCUCUGCCAGACCAUGGUCAUCUCUGCCCCACUGUAGCUGCUGUCUUCUGGCCUGGAACGAGUGUUCUCCUCCCAUAAGGUCCCAACUGGGACACAAGUUGUAUUGCUCUGGGAUUCUCCCACACUUAACUGACUCUUUCUGACCCUAACCUGUUCAGGAUUUUGGCCACAUGAGAGGAGCCAAAACACAUGCCUGGCCCCUAUAGGCAUUUGACAUUGCAACUCCUGUGCCAACACACGCAUUCACUAACAGAGCUAUUAAAAAAAUAAAACAGACUUUUGAGAUCAAAGAAA
Piliocolobus tephrosceles (Ugandan red Colobus) is the source of this 2560-nucleotide messenger RNA. RefSeq names its product PDZ and LIM domain 3 (gene PDLIM3). Gene Ontology annotation, biological process: actin cytoskeleton organization; heart development; muscle structure development. The transcript is spliced from 7 exons. Gene Ontology annotation, cellular component: Z disc; stress fiber; adherens junction. Gene Ontology annotation, molecular function: muscle alpha-actinin binding; actin binding. Bases 119 to 949 code for a protein of 276 amino acids. The record is from RefSeq and is a predicted model, not a curated record. NCBI's taxonomy places the organism in Eukaryota, Metazoa, Chordata, Mammalia, Primates, Cercopithecidae.